GCCACCCCCCAGAGACACCCCUGAAGCCACCAGCACCCCCAAAGCCACCAGCACCGGCGGAAGAGCUUCUUGAGAGCCAGGGAAGGAGCAGAGUGGGAGGAUGGAGAACAAGGCAGUAGUCAACGGCCAAGCUGGCCCCUUUGCUCACCAGGACAACGUGCCAGGAGCAAACCCCUCAUGCCAGGACACACGGCCGUGCAAACAGAAGAAGGCAGCUGGGGGGGACACGGUGGUGAUGGGUGCUCCCAGGGAGCCCUUGGAGGCGGCGGGCAGCAUUGCCGGAGUCUACGUAGAGACUUCCAAGAAGAUAAUGAGCUUCUAUGAUGCCACCAGAGAGCACCUCCUGAGUUUGGAUUCAGCCCUCUGGCUCCUGGAGGCCCAGGCGGCCACGGGCUCCAUGGCUGACCCCGUGCGGAAGACGCGCGUCUCGGUGGCAGAAGCUGUGAGGCUGGGGCUGGUGGGGCUGGAGCUGCAGGAGAGGCUGCUGACCGCUGAGAAAGCUGCCACUGGCUUUGUGGACCCCUACUCGGAGGAGAAGAUCUCCCUCUUCCAGGCCAUCCAGAAGGAGCUGGUGGGGAGGGAGCAAGGGGCUCGGCUGCUGGAGGCCCAGAUGGCAACCGGGGGCAUCAUCGACCCGGCCACGGGCCACCGACUCCCAGCAGAGGUUGCCUGUGAGAGGGGUUAUUUGGAUGAAGAGAUGAGAGAGCUCCUCUCUGACCCCAGCCUUGAGGACAGCCAAGGGUUCCUCAACCCCAACACUAUGGAGAAGGUGACGUACGUGGAGCUUAUGAAGAAAUGUGUUGUUGAUCCGGCCUCGGGCUUCCUCCUCCUGCCCCUGCAGAUCACCUUCGCGGGGCUGGGAGGGAGGGUGAGCAGCAGGGAUCUGCUGGACUCAGGCAUCAUCAGCCCUGACCUGUUCCGAGAUCUUGAGGAGGGAAGAGUCUCUGUCCAGGAGGUGGCAGAGAAUGACUCUGUCCAUCAGUUCCUGCGUGGGACAAGGAGUGUGGCUGGAGUCCUCCUGCCCUCUGGUGAGCGGAAAAGUCUUUACCGGGCCCUGAGAGAGCAUCUCCUCCUGCCUGGUGCUGCUCUGAUGCUCCUGCAGGUCCAGGCCUCCACCGGCAGCCUGAUGGACCCCAUCAAGAACAAAAACUACUCAGUUGAGGAGGCCGUCAGGGUUGGUCUCAUCGGCCCAGAACUUUACGAGAAGAUGUCUUCAGCUGAGAGGACAUCCACUGGGUACAGGGACCCCUGCACUGGAGAAAUGCUCUCUCUGUUCCAAGCCAUCAAGAGGGCUUCAUCCCCAGGGACCAUGGCAAUUUUCCUCCUGGAGGCACAGAUGGCCACAGGAGGUUUGGUUGCUCCAGGCAGGCACCUCCGUGUCCCCACGGAGAUCGCUUGCAAGCGGGGCACCUUGGAUGAGGCCACAAGACAGCUCCUCUCCCAGUCCACUGAUGACAUGAAAGGGUUCUUGGACCCCGUCUCCAAGGAGAAGCUGAUCUACGCAGACCUGCUCAAGCGCUGCGUCACUGACCCAUCACCGGGGCUCCUUCUGCUUGCCACUUGGUGAGGACAUCAGGGAAGAAUCCCAGGGGAGCCAGCUUUUCUUUGACCAUAGGGCACAAAGAGCGCUGGAGAACAACUGAGGUGCCUUGUGGCUUUGGGGAAGUUCAAGGGGAAGCUGGUGUCCCUCUGGAAACUCCUCUUCUCAGACUAAAUACCGGGUGAGCAGAGAGCUGCUCUCUCCCAGCAAUACCUUUCAGGAACACUUUCUACCCAAGAACUGGGUAAAGUGGUCAGUGCCACCAUUGAGGAGAUGGCUUCCGCUGCUAAUGUCACCUUUGAAGGACUGAGGGACCGGGUGACAGCCGACCAGCUCCUGAGCUCUGAAAUCAUCAACAAAGAUUUGUUCAAGAAGCUGAAGGAGGGAGAAACAUCAGCAAAAGAAGUUGUCAGCAUGGACACCGUCAAGAAGUACCUGCAAGGGACAGGCAGCAUCGGUGGCCUCCUGCUUCCUGACUCCCAGGAGAAGAUCAGCAUCUACCAGGCAAAGAGGAAAGGACUUCUGAGGCCAGGGACGUCCCUGAUCCUCCUGGAGGCACAGGCUGCCACCGGCUUCGUCAUCGACCCAGCUGCCAACAAAAGGUAUUCCGUGGAUGAGGCGCUCCGAGCCAACGUCAUCGGCCCAGAUGUUUAUGACAAGCUGCUGGCCGCAGAGAAAUCAGUCACUGGCUACCGAGAUCCUUACUCGGGGGAGAAGAUCUCCCUCUUCCAGGCCAUGAAGAAGGAGCUGAUCGUCAAGGACCAUGGCAUCCGUCUGCUGGAGGCCCAGAUCGCCACCGGCGGCAUCAUCGACCCCGUCAACAGCCACCGCAUCCCCGUGGAGGUGGCCUACAAGAGGGGAUACUUCGACAAGAAGAUGAACCUGAUCCUCUCCGACCCCAGCGACGACACCAAGGGCUUCUUCGACCCCAACACCCACGAGAACCUCACCUACCUGCAGCUGAAGGAGAAGUGCAUCACGGAACCCAGCACCGGGCUCUGCCUUCUCCCUCUGAACAGCAGGAAGCGCCAGUUCAUCGACGAGGCCACCAGACGGGUGUUCAGCAGCUCCUGGAUGCCCGUCAGGUUUGGGAGGUUCCGUGGGGAGAAGGUCUCUGUGUGGGACCUGCUGAACUCUGAGUACUUCAGUGAGGGCAGGCGCCGAGAGAUUUUCAACCACUACCAGCUGAGGAAGCUCACCCUGGAGCAAAUCCGGAUCAUGUUAGAGGAGGAAAUGAAAAAAUGGGCCCCCAUCAAGUUCCCGGCUAUGAGAGGCAGCGUCAGUGCUUACCACCUGAUGGAGACCGGGGUCAUCGACAAGGACCUCUUUGAGAAGGUGUUGGAGGGAUCUGUCACCCCAGAAGAAGUCCUGCACAUGGACUCUGUCAAGAAAUACCUCUACGGCUCUGGCAGCAUCGGGGGGGUCGUGCUGCAGCCAUCAAACCAGAGGAUAAGCAUUUACGAGGCUAUGAAGAAAAACAUCAUGGUUCCAGGAGUGGCCCUCCCGCUGCUGGAGGCCCAGGCUGCCACGGGCUUCAUCAUUGAUCCGGUGAGCAACCAGAAGCUCUGUGUGGAUGACGCCAUCAAGGAGGGGGUGAUCGGGCCAGAAGUCCAUGAGAAGCUGCAGCAUGCAGAAGGUGCUGUAAACAGGCUACAAAGAUCCCUUCACGGGCAAGAAGAUCCCCUCUUCCAGGCGAUGAAGAAGGGCCUGAUCCCUGACAAACAGGCCAUGCAGCUGAUGGAGGUGCAGAUGGCUACGGGAGGCAUCAUUGACCCAAGCUGUGGCCACCACAUCCCCAUGGAAUCUGCCCAGAAGCGAGGGUGCCUGGAUGAGGACAUCAGCAAGGCCCUUGCUGAGCCCAGUGACAGCAGCAGAGCCUUCAGCCUUCCAGACAGCAAGGAGGCCAUGACCUAUGCCGAGCUAAUCCAGCUCUGCCAGAAGGACGAGGUCUCCGGCUUCCACCUCCUGCCUCUGCCACAGACAGCUGCUCCUGCCUACACCGACCAGCAAAUCCAACAGAUCUUUAAGGAGACUAUGGUGAAGGAGAAAGGAGUCUCCCUCUGGGAGCUGAUCCACUCCGGGUAUUUCACUGAAGAGCAGAGGAACGACUUCAUGGAGAAGUUCCGGUCUGAGGAGAUGUCCCUGCAGCAGCUGGUGGCUCUGGUGCUCCAGCUGGUCAGGGAGGUGGAGAUGAAAGCCUGCACCCACAUCACCCUGCAAGGCCUGAGGGGCAGUGUCCCUGCUGUCUGGCUGAUGGAGGCUGGCAUCAUUCCUGAGAAGACCUUUGAAGAACUCGCCCAGGGUGUCAGAACUCCUGAGGAAGUGGCUGGGAUGGAGAGCGUGAGGAGGUACCUGCAGGGCACAGGCAGCAUCUCCGGCGUGUUCAUAGAGGCAUCCAAAAAGAAGAUGAGCUUUUAUGACGCCAUGAAAAACAAUCUCCUCCUGCCUGGGGCCGCUCUGAGGCUGCUGGAAGCUCAGGCAGCCACUGGAUACCUCUCUGACCCCACCACCACCCAGAGGCUGGAUGUGAGGGGGGCAGUGAGAGCAGGACUUGUUGGUGAAGAGCUCACUGAGAAACUCCUCCUGGCCGAGAGGGCAGUGACCGGCUACACAGACCCCUACACGGGGAGCUCCAUCUCGCUGUGCCAGGCCCUCAGGAAAGAGCUGAUCCCCUUGGGAGAGGCUCUGCCCUUGCUGGAGGCCCAGCUGGCCACAGGAGGAGUCAUCGAUCCCAUCCACCACCUCCACCUUCCUCUCCAGGCUGCCUGCAGAUAUGGCUUCUACGACGAGGACCUCAACCAAACCCUCUCCCAGCUGAAUGACAGCACCAAGAUCUUUUUUGAUCCAAACACCAAGGAGAACGUGACCUACCAGCAGCUGAAGGACAGGUGCCUUCACGAGGCGGAGUCGGGACUCUGGCUCCUUCCUCUGUCGGAGGACGCCACGUUCUGUGUGGAUGAACAAACCAUGGAGGUGCUGAAGUCUGUGACCGUCUGUGUCAACAUUGGGCGGUUCAAAGGACAGACGGUGUCAGUCUGGGACCUUCUCAACUCCGAAUACUUCUCAGACAGCAAGAGAAGAGAGCUAGUGCAGAAGUACAAAGAGGAGAAGUCUGAAGUGCUCCAGGAGAUCAUAACAAUGGUCAUCACGAUCAUCAAAGAGACUGAGACACAAGGCAAGAAGUUCGCAUUCAAGGGCCUGCGGAAAAGAGUCUCUGCCAGUGACCUCUUCCAGUCUCAGCUGAUAGACAAAAAAACCCUUGAUGAGCUCAACCAGGGGAAGAAAACAGUCAAAGAAGUGACUGAAAUGGACUCCGUCCGCAAGUACCUGGAGGGCACCAAUUUCAUAGCAGGGGUCCUCAUCCAGCCCAGCAAUGAGAAGAUGAGCAUCUACCAGGCCAUGUGGAAGGGCAUCCUGAGGCCAGGGACAGCCCUGGUGCUGCUGGAGGCUCAGGCUGCCACCGGCUUCAUCAUUGACCCUGUGAAAAACAAGAAGUUUUCUGUGGAGGAAGCAUUAGCUGAAGGUCUGAUCGGAGGGGAGAUCUUUGAAAAGCUUCUCUGUGCGGAGAAAGCUGUGACGGGCUACACCGACCCCUGCACCAAGGCCCCAAUGUCCCUGUUUGAAGCCAUGAACCAAGGGCUGAUUGUGAAGAGCCACGGCAUCCGUCUGCUGGAGGCCCAGAUCGCCACCGGCGGCAUCAUCGACCCCGUGCACAGCCACCGCAUCCCCGUGGAGGUGGCCUACAAGAGGGGAUACUUCAACCAGGAGAUGAACCAGAUCCUCUCUGAUCCCAGCGACGACACCAAGGGCUUCUUUGACCCCAACACCCAUGAGAACCUCACCUACAUGCAGCUCCUGGAGAGAUGUGUCCAGGAUCCGGAGACUGGGUUGUACAUGCUACAGGUUGUACAGAAAGGAGGGAAGUACUUCUACAUCGACGAGCUGACAAAGCAGGCGUUGCGCUCCAGGCUUCUGGAAGUGAAAAUUGGGAAGUUUAAGGACCAAAGGGUUUCUCUCUGGGAAAUCCUCUGCUCUCAUUACAUCUCCGAGCAGCAAAGGAAAGAACUCGUGAUCCAGUACAAAUGCAAAACCCUCCCGCUGGAAGAUCUCAUCUCCCACAUCCUCAAAAUCAUCGAGGACACAGAGCAGAGAGCAGGAGCCCUCAAGGUCAGGGGGCUGCGGGGGGACGUGUCAGUGUCAGAGCUGUUUAACUCAGAGAUAAUCGACAAGAAAACUCUGGACCAGCUGCAGAAUGGGAGUCUGACACUUGACAGCCUUGCCAAGAGGGACACCAUCAAAAGGUACUUGGAGGGCACUGGAUGCAUUGCUGGGGUUCUGCUCCCAUCGAGGAAGGAGAAGAUGAGCAUCUCUCAAGCCCUGCAGAGGGGUCUCCUGACAGAGCAAUGUGCCCUGGGGCUGCUGGAGGCACAGGCUGCCACUGGCUUUAUUAUUGACCCACUGAAAAACCAGAAGCUCUCCGUGGACCAGGCUGUCUCCUCAAGGCUGGUGGAGAGCAACUUGCAGCAGAAGCUGCUGUGGGCAGAGAAAGCUGUGACAGGAUACACGGAUCCUCAGGCAGGAAAGAAAAUCUCCCUCUUCCAGGCCAUAAAGCAAAAGCUAACAGCCAAGGAGCAGGGCAUCCACCUGCUGGAGGCCCAGAUCGCCACCGGUGGCAUCAUCGACCCUGUGCAUGGCCACCGCCUGCCCCUGGAGGUGGCCUACAAGAGGGGAUACCUGGAUGAUGAUACGUUUCUCCUACUUUCUGAUCCAGACCAUGGCAGCAAAGGCUUCAUAGAUCCAAACACUCAUGAGAAAAUCAGCUACAGUCAGCUCCUGGAGAGAUGUUCCCAAGAGAAGGAGACAGGAUUGUACCUGCUGCAGGUCAUGGAGAAAGAUGAUGACUACUUCUACAUUGAUGAGCAAACCAAGACUGCCCUGCUCUGCACAGAGGUACGAGUGCCUCUUGGAAAAUACGAGGGACAGGUGAUGUCACUGUGGGAACUGCUCUGCUCAGAAUACAUCACUGAGGAGAAGAGGAAAGAACUGGUGAAAAAAUAUAAAGCAGAAUCCCACCACAUUCUGCAAGGAAUCAUUGACACAAUCCUAUGCAUCAUCAGAGAAAAAGAAGAGGACAGAAGUGACAUCUGGUUCCAAGGAUUGAGACAACAAAUAACAGCCUCAGAACUUCUCAGUGCACAGAUAAUUACGGAGGAAACAAUGGGAAAACUCCAUGAAGGAAAAGAGACGGCACAAGAUAUCGCACAGAUGGAGAGUGUGAGAAAAUACCUUGAAGGAACUGGAUGCAUCGCCGGCGUACUGGUGCCCUCCAAAGACAACCCAGCCAAGAUGGAGAAGAUGAGCAUCUACCAGGCCAUGUGGAAGGGCAUCCUGAGGCCAGGGACAGCAUUAGUGCUGCUGGAGGCCCAGGCUGCCACUGGCUUUGUCAUUGACCCAAUCAAGAACCAGAAGCUCUCGGUGGACGAGGCUGUAGCAUCAGGGCUGGUGGGCAGUGAACUACAGAAAAAACUGCAAUCUGCAGAGAGGGCCGUGACGGGGUACUCAGAGCCCUACACCGGGGAGAAGAUCUCCCUCUUCCAGGCCAUGAAGAAGGAGCUGAUCGUCAAGGAGCACGGCGUCCGCCUGCUGGAGGCCCAGAUCGCCACCGGUGGCAUCAUCGACCCCGUGCACAGCCACCGCGUCCCCGUGGAGGUGGCCUACGAGAGGGGAUACUUCGACCAGGAGAUGAACCAGGUCCUCUCUGAUCCCAGCGACGACACCAAGGGCUUCUUCGACCCCAACACCCACGAGAACCUCACCUACAUGCAGCUCCUGCGCCGCUGCGUCCCCGACCCGGACACGGGGCUGCUGAUGCUCCAGCUGAUGGACAAGGGCUCGGUGCUCUACCAGCUGCCCGAGGAGGCCCGCCAAGCCCUGCAGAACGCCCGCACCACCCUCAGCCUGGGGCUCUUCCAGGGACAGAGCCUCAGCCUCUGGGAGCUCCUCUUCUCCCGCUACGUCCCCGACCACCGGCGCCAGGACCUCCUGCGCCAGUACAAGGCGGGCACGCUCAGCAUCUCGCAGAUGACCACCAUCCUGACCACCAUCGUCACUGGGGCUGAGGAGGGCCACCAGCCGGCACAGACACUGGUCCAGAAUGGAGAGGGCUCCCGGCAGCAGAAGCGGAAGAAGGAGGUGAAGAUGGAGGAGAAGCGGGAGCAGGAUCUGGAUGUGGAUGUGGAUCUGGAGCGGUCCCUCAAGUCCCACACCGUCGAGGUGUCGGCGGGCGGCUUCCCGGGCCCGCAGGUCUCGCUGUGGGAGCUCCUCUUCUCCAAGUACGUCUGCCAGCAGAAGAGGCAGGAGCUGCUGGGGAAGGUGCGGGCCGGCAGCCUGGCGCUGGAGGAGCUGGCCAGGCUCCUCAGCCUCCUGGUGCAGGAGGCGGCAGAGCGCAGCAGCAAGGUGAGGUUCCCGGGCCUGAGAAGGCAGGUGACCGCCUCGGACCUGGCCGACUCGGGCAUCAUCGACAAGGAGACGCUGGCCCACCUGGUGCAGGGCUCCAAGACGGUGCAGGAGGUGACGCAAAUGGCCUCGGUCAAGCGCUACCUGGACGGCACGGGCUGCAUCGCCGGCGUGCUGGUGCCCUCCAAAGACGACCCGAGCAAGAUGGAGAAGAUGAGCAUCUACCAGGCCAUGUGGAAGGGCCUCCUGCGGCAGGGCACGGCCCUGGUGCUGCUGGAGGCCCAGGCUGCCACCGGCUUCCUGCUCGACCCGCUCACCAACCAGAAGCUCUCGGUGGACCAGGCUGUCUCCAGCGGGCUGGUGGGCAGCGAGCUGCAGGAGAAGCUGCUCUCGGCUGAGCGGGCGGUCACCGGCUACACCGACCCCUACACCGGGGAGAAGAUCUCCCUCUUCCAGGCCAUGAAGAAGGAGCUGAUCGUCAAGGAGCACGGCGUCCGCCUGCUGGAGGCCCAGAUCGCCACCGGCGGCAUCAUCGACCCCGUGCACAGCCACCGCGUCCCCGUGGAGGUGGCCUACGAGAGGGGAUACUUCGACCAGGAGAUGAACCAGGUCCUCUCCGACCCCAGCGACGACACCAAGGGCUUCUUCGACCCCAACACCCACGAGAACCUCACCUACAUGCAGCUCCUGCGCCGCUGCGUCCCCGACCCGGACACGGGGCUGCUGAUGCUCCAGCUGAUGGACAAGGGCUCGGUGCUCUACCAGCUGCCCGAGGAGGCCCGCCAAGCCCUGCAGAACGCCCGCACCACCCUCAGCCUGGGGCUCUUCCAGGGACAGAGCCUCAGCCUCUGGGAGCUCCUCUUCUCCCGCUACGUCCCCGACCACCGGCGCCAGGACCUCCUGCGCCAGUACAAGGCGGGCACGCUCAGCAUCUCGCAGAUGACCACCAUCCUGACCACCAUCGUCACCGGGGCUGAGGAGGGCCACCAGCCGGCACAGACACUGGUCCAGAACGGAGAGGGCUCCCGGCAGCAGAAGCGGAAGAAGGAGGUGAAGAUGGAGGAGAAGCGGGAGCAGGGUCUGGAUCUGGAUGUGGAUGUGGAUGUGGAUCUGGAGCGGUCCCUCAAGUCCCACACCGUCGAGGUGUCGGCGGGCGGCUUCCCGGGCCCGCAGGUCUCGCUGUGGGAGCUCCUCUUCUCCAAGUACGUCUGCCAGCAGAAGAGGCAGGAGCUGCUGGGAAAGGUGCGGGCCGGCAGCCUGGCGCUGGAGGAGCUGGCCAGGCUCCUCAGCCUCCUGGUGCAGGAGGCGGCAGAGCGCAGCAGCAAGGUGAGGUUCCCGGGCCUGAGAAGGCAGGUGACCGCCUCGGACCUGGCCAACUCGGGCAUCAUCGACAAGGAGACGCUGGCCCACCUGGUGCAGGGCUCCAAGACGGUGCAGGAGGUGACGCAAAUGGCCUCGGUCAAGCGCUACCUGGACGGCACGGGCUGCAUCGCCGGCGUGCUGGUGCCCUCCAAAGACGACCCGAGCAAGAUGGAGAAGAUGAGCAUCUACCAGGCCAUGUGGAAGGGCCUCCUGCGGCAGGGCACGGCCCUGGUGCUGCUGGAGGCCCAGGCUGCCACCGGCUUCCUGCUCGACCCGCUCACCAACCAGAAGCUCUCGGUGGACCAGGCUGUCUCCAGCGGGCUGGUGGGCAGCGAGCUGCAGGAGAAGCUGCUCUCGGCUGAGCGGGCGGUCACCGGCUACACCGACCCCUACACCGGGGAGAAGAUCUCCCUCUUCCAGGCCAUGAAGAAGGAGCUGAUCGUCAAGGAGCACGGCGUCCGCCUGCUGGAGGCCCAGAUCGCCACCGGUGGCAUCAUCGACCCCGUGCACAGCCACCGCGUCCCCGUGGAGGUGGCCUACGAGAGGGGAUACUUCGACCAGGAGAUGAACCAGGUCCUCUCCGACCCCAGCGACGACACCAAGGGCUUCUUCGACCCCAACACCCACGAGAACCUCACCUACAUGCAGCUCCUGCGCCGCUGCGUCCCCGACCCGGACACGGGGCUGCUGAUGCUCCAGCUGAUGGACAAGGGCUCGGUGCUCUACCAGCUGCCCGAGGAGGCCCGCCAAGCCCUGCAGAACGCCCGCACCACCCUCAGCCUGGGGCUCUUCCAGGGACAGAGCCUCAGCCUCUGGGAGCUCCUCUUCUCCCGCUACGUCCCCGACCACCGGCGCCAGGACCUCCUGCGCCAGUACAAGGCGGGCACGCUCAGCAUCUCGCAGAUGACCACCAUCCUGACCACCAUCGUCACCGGGGCUGAGGAGGGCCACCAGCCGGCACAGACACUGGUCCAGAACGGAGAGGGCUCCCGGCAGCAGAAGCGGAAGAAGGAGGUGAAGAUGGAGGAGAAGCGGGAGCAGGGUCUGGAUCUGGAUGUGGAUGUGGAUGUGGAUCUGGAGCGGUCCCUCAAGUCCCACACCGUCGAGGUGUCGGCGGGCGGCUUCCCGGGCCCGCAGGUCUCGCUGUGGGAGCUCCUCUUCUCCAAGUACGUCUGCCAGCAGAAGAGGCAGGAGCUGCUGGGGAAGGUGCGGGCCGGCAGCCUGGCGCUGGAGGAGCUGGCCAGGCUCCUCAGCCUCCUGGUGCAGGAGGCGGCAGAGCGCAGCAGCAUGGUGAGGUUCCCGGGCCUGAGAAGGCAGGUGACCGCCUCGGACCUGGCCAACUCGGGCAUCAUCGACAAGGAGACGCUGGCCCACCUGGUGCAGGGCUCCAAGACGGUGCAGGAGGUGACGCAAAUGGCCUCGGUCAAGCGCUACCUGGACGGCACGGGCUGCAUCGCCGGCGUGCUGGUGCCCUCCAAAGACGACCCGAGCAAGAUGGAGAAGAUGAGCAUCUACCAGGCCAUGUGGAAGGGCCUCCUGCGGCAGGGCACGGCCCUGGUGCUGCUGGAGGCCCAGGCUGCCACCGGCUUCCUGCUCGACCCGCUCACCAACCAGAAGCUCUCGGUGGACCAGGCUGUCUCCAGCGGGCUGGUGGGCAGCGAGCUGCAGGAGAAGCUGCUCUCGGCUGAGCGGGCGGUCACCGGCUACACCGACCCCUACACCGGGGAGAAGAUCUCCCUCUUCCAGGCCAUGAAGAAGGAGCUGAUCGUCAAGGAGCACGGCGUCCGCCUGCUGGAGGCCCAGAUCGCCACCGGUGGCAUCAUCGACCCCGUGCACAGCCACCGCGUCCCCGUGGAGGUGGCCUACGAGAGGGGAUACUUCGACCAGGAGAUGAACCAGGUCCUCUCCGACCCCAGCGACGACACCAAGGGCUUCUUCGACCCCAACACCCAUGAGAACCUCACCUACAUGCAGCUCCUGCGCCGCUGCGUCCUCGACCCGGACACUGGACUUUACCUCCUUAAUGUUUUUAGGAAGAGAGUUCCCCAAAGCAGACAGAGUGUGCCAGGAAUGGAGAAGAUGAAUGGACACCCUGAGAAGGACAACCCGAAGGACACAGGGAGCACCCUGACUGCUGGUGGACACAAGGAGAUGGGUGGGGGUGGGAGUAACUUCAUCGCUGGGGUCUUCAUCCAGGCCAUGAAUAAGAAGCUGAGCAUCUAUGACGCCAUGGUGAGGGGGCUGCUGACACCAGGGACGGCCCUGGUGCUGCUGGAGGCCCAGGCUGCUUCAGGCUUCCUCACCGACCCCGUGAGGAACCAGAAGCUGUCGGUGAAGGAGGCUCUGAGCGCAGGACUCAUCGGCAGAGAUUUCUAUGAGAAGCUGCUGUCGGCUGAAGGGGCCGUGACGGGGUACACAGAGCCCUACACCGGGGAGAAGAUCUCCCUCUUCCAGGCCAUGGAGAAGGAGUUCAUUGUCAAGGAACACGCCGUCCGCCUGCUGGAGGCCCAGGUGGCCACCGGCGGCAUCAUCGACCCCGUGCACAGCCACCGCGUCCCCGUGGAGGUGGCCUACGAGAGGGGAUACUUCGACCAGGAGAUGUUCCAGUUUCUUUCUAACCCUGAGAAUCAAAGCAGAAGCUGCUUCGACCCCAACACCCACGAGAACCUCACCUACAUGCAGCUCCUGCGCCGCUGCGUCCCCGACCCGGACACGGGGCUGCUGAUGCUCCAGCUGAUGGACAAGGGCUCGGUGCUCUACCAGCUGCCCGAGGAGGCCCGCCAAGCCCUGCAGAACGCCCGCACCACCCUCAGCCUGGGGCUCUUCCAGGGACAGAGCCUCAGCCUCUGGGAGCUCCUCUUCUCCCGCUACGUCCCCAACUACCAGAGAGAGGAACUGCUGAGGAAGCACCAGGCGGGGACGGUGACCAUCCCAGAGAUGAUCACCAUCCUCACCACCAUCAUCACCGGGGCUGAGAUGGAGAAGGGGGGUCUGGGCUCAUCCACAGUCACGCCCAACACUGAAGUGGAAGCAGCACAGCCAGCUCAGGAUCCACACUCCCAAGAGCAACAGUUGAGGAAAUCCUUGAAGUCUGCAACCAUCCACGUCACCGCCGGUGAGUUCCAGGGACAAAACGUCCCCUUGCUGGAUCUGCUCUUCUCCAAGCACGUCCCUCAAGGGAAGCGUCAGGAGCUGCUGGAGCUGUACAGAGCAGGGAUACUGACCACGGAGCAGGUGGCCACUGUGGUCACCAACAUCAUCAACAGAACUGACGCCGCAAAUGCCGCCCUCAGGUCGAACUCCAGGAGUCCACCCAGGGUGGUGACACAGGCAGAGGAAAAUGGAGAUGAUUUCUCAGUGCAACUGGAUAACAUCUUGAAGUCUACCACCAUCGAUGUGCCAGCUGGUGAGCUCCAGGGCAGGCAGGUCUCCCUCUGGGACCUGCUCCUCUCCAACUACAUCCAUGAGGAGAAGAGGCAGGAGCUGCUGGAGCUGUAUCGUGAGAGGCUGUUGACUCUGGAGCAGAUGAAAGCUGUUGUCACCACCCUCAUCAAGAAAAAAGAAUCUACAAACAGAAAAUUCCUGAUUGCAGUCACGCCUUCCAACCAGGACAGGGCUUCAGCAGCAGAGAUGGAUGAUGGCUCCUCCAAAGAAGAACCAUGGGAAACAGCCCUGAAAACCACAACUGUUGACAUGGAUGUGGGGGAGCUGCGGGGCCACAAGGUCUCCGUGUGGGAUCUGCUCCACUCCAAGCACAUCCCUGAGGAGAACAGAAAGGAGCUGCUGGAGCUGUACCAGGCAGGAGAGCUGACCCUGGAGCAGGUGAAAACUGUGGUCACCACUAUUGUCACCAAGGCAGAAGCAGCAAGGGCCAAGGAACUGGUCAAUGAGAACAGCCCAGGAGCAGAGGUGACAGACCCAGGUGAUGAGCACUCCCACCUGCAGGAGGAGAGGAACUGGGAGGACACCCUGAAGUCCACCACUGUUGAGAUGUCCGUGGAUGGCUUCCAGGGCAGACAGGUCUCCCUGUGGGACCUGCUUUUCUCUGACCACAUCCACGAGGAGAAGAGGAAGGAGCUGCUGGAGCUGUACUGUGCAGGGACAUUGGCCUUGGAGCGGUUAAUGAUGGUUGUCACCACCCUCAUCAAGAAAAAAGAAUCUACAGACAGGAAAUUGCUAAUUGCAGUCAAGCCUUCCAACCAGGACAGGGCUUCAGCAGCAGAGAUGGAUGAUGGUUCCUCCAAAGAAGAACCAUGGGAAACAGCCCUGAAAACCACAACUGUUGACAUGGAUGUGGGGGAGCUGCGGGGCCACAAGGUCUCCGUGUGGGAUCUGCUCCACUCCAAGCACAUCCCUGAGGAGAACAGAAAGGAGCUGCUGGAGCUGUACCAGGCAGGAGAGCUGACCCUGGAGCAGGUGAAAACUGUGGUCACCACUAUUGUCACCAAGGCAGAAGCAGCAAGGGCCAAGGAACUGGUCAAUGAGAACAGCCCAGGAGCAGAGGUGACAGACCCAGGCGAUGAGCACUCCCACCUGCAGGAGGAGAGGAGCUGGGAGGACACCCUGAAGUCCACCACUGUUGAGAUGUCCGUGGAUGGCUUCCAGGGCAGACAGGUCUCCCUGUGGGACCUGCUUUUCUCUGACCACAUCCACGAGGAGAAGAGGAAGGAGCUGCUGGAGCAGUACCAGGCAGGGAUGCUCCCCACCCAAGAACUGAUCAGCACCAUCAGCACCAUCGUGACAGACGCCCGAGACCGAGACCUCCUGGCCCUCCCCCAGCAGACAGUGGAUCUCCUCCGGUCCGAGGGCUCCUACAUCACUUGUGGGCAGUUCCAGGAGCAGCAGGUGUCCAUCUGGGAGCUGCUCUCCACCAAACAAGUCUCCGAGUACAGGCGAGAGGCACACCUGGACAGCUACGGCGCGGGAGGGCUGACGGUCAACAAGAUCACCAUCACCACCACCAUCACCACGGGCCCACGGCGGCAGAGGAGGCACCACCAGGGACAUUAG
Molecule: messenger RNA, 14368 nt
Organism: Calypte anna (Anna's hummingbird)
Lineage: Eukaryota; Metazoa; Chordata; Aves; Apodiformes; Trochilidae
Gene: EPPK1
Product: epiplakin 1
Biological process (GO): intermediate filament bundle assembly; wound healing
Cellular component (GO): cytoskeleton; cell junction; keratin filament
Molecular function (GO): structural molecule activity; keratin filament binding
Source: RefSeq, a predicted model, not a curated record